UUUCACCCCUCCUCCAUGGUCUGACUGCCUUGUUUUUCCCCAUCUCUGCUCUUUUCUUAGUGCACUGACGUUGAGUUAAGGUGCGGAUCCAAGACCCGCUCUUGGGGAAAGUUGAGGAAAGUCAGACGACACAUUCUCACUAAGAGGACAGUAAAAGUCUUUUUUCUUUUUCUUUUUUUUAGCUGAGACGACAGACGAUUUACCGCCUUUGAGCUGUUGUCUUGAAACUACAGUUAAAAUGGAGCCAAUGACUCAGUCCGCCCAGAUAUCAUCGUCGCAAGGUUUUGCCGAUGGACAAAAUUCUGCUGCCAAAGAAUCAAAGCUAUCUGAUUCCUUUCUUUCCUCUUCGCCUGUAUCUCUCAUUCAGUCUCCUCAAGACAAGAGAGUGGUCGCGGGCUCUGACAAGCCCUCCGAAGGCGUAGCUACAUCACUUCGCUUUCCUUCUCAGCCUGGGUCGUUCUCACCUAAUAAUUAUGGAAGUGAAGCAGAGCAAGUAGACGAACAACCAGAUUCUCCGAUAAAGACAUCUCCUGUUUCAGAGCGAAUAAAAGCACUAGAAGCUCUUGCUGCCAAAAAGAGGGAACCGGAUUUUAGAGGCGAUGGAAGUUACAUUCACUUCAGAGACCGCCACCAUGAGAGAUCCAUCCCAGAGAUCCCCAGAUCUCUUCCCGAUGUCCCCAAGUCUCUUCCCGAUGUCCCUAGAUCUCUUCCCGAUGUCCCCAGAUCUCUUCCCGAUGUCCCCAGAUCUCUUCCCGAUGCCCCCCGAUCUCUUCCCGAAGCCCCCAGAUCUCUUCCCCAAGUCACCAAAUCUCUUCCCGAAGCCCCUAAAUCUCUCCCAGAGACUAACGUACCAACCAGUAAGAAAGUGAUAGGUCCCUCCAGUAAAGAGUCUCCAGAGUCACCCUUUGAAGUUCUUGGAGAUGUGAGACAAGUCAGUGAGUUUGAAGAAACAGAAGAAUGGAUGAAGGCUCAUUUACCUCCGGUCCCUGAUUUUGAUGCUGUCGGUUUAAAUAAAUGUGGAAACAACGUUCCACUGAAGGAGGCUGACAUGGAUGUACCCGAUUCCCCUGCUGCUUUUGCCGGUGUUCCUGAUGCUUUUAUGGAUUCUCCUGUUGACGCUCCAAAACUGAAGGAUGAUGAUUUUGAUGAGCAAAAACAAGCCGGAGCCGAGGAGUUUGACAUCAGCUUUUUACCUACAGCCUAUGUGUGGGAUCAGCAGGAAAAGUCGGGAGUUCAGGCUCCACUUAACCUGGAUUCAGUGAUUUCUUCUUCACCUGCACCUCCUGCAGGCUUUGGCCCAUCUCCUCCUUCUUCUCCAGCUUCCUCUGAUGUUAAACAAAGUGUUUCACGUGAGAAGAAAGCUUCUUGGGCUGGAGAUCCAGAGGCAGGUGAGGCAGACAGCUCAGGAGAUUCGGACGAUACCGUCAUUGAAGAUGGAGUUGGUGCUCCUGUAUCUGUGCCUCCACCAUCUUUUGAUCCACCAGUUUCAAAUGAUCCCAGUACUGUCCCCGAUCUUCCUUCUGAAAAGGAGACCCCACCACCAAAGUCUGAGAGGAAGCUGAUGCAGGUUCCAACGAUAAACGUCAUUGAGACCGAUGAGCCAAAUUACAGCGAUGAGGAGAUGGAAAUGGAGCCUGAAGCAGAGGAAGAUGAAGACUAUGAGGUUGUAAAAGACCCAGCUCGAGAGCUGGAGCCAGAAGUCAUUAAAACUGAUCCACCCAAAAAACGCCCCUUAGAAACUGAAUUCAUGGAAGGCUACUCACCUCCGUCCUCACCAGUGGACUCUGAUGCUGAAUACUCUCCCAAACACAAGAUUUUCCAAACUGUUUCAGAAACAGGGCAUCAACAAUCUCAGUUCAAAUCUGAGGACCUGCCUGAUCCAGGAGUCUCAAAGGACACUACAUAUGAGUUUUCACAACCACAAUCCGACAAACCACAGGUGAAUCAAGUUGGUGACCAACCUUCCCCUGCACUUACCGGAAACGAAGAAGUGGACUUCCCAGACAAUGACGAUGAGUGGUCUGACGAAGUACAGGAUAUCCUGGUUAAACCUCGCGAGACUGAUCUCCCAUCUAAGGAAUCGGCUCCCUACAACCCAUCCAAAGUCGAUGACAAGAGCAACAAAGCAGCAAAAGAUGCCUUUAAAGAAACCGCUCCAAUUUCCAUAACCGGCUUCAUGCAGGAUGAGAUUUACGACAGACAAUCAUUUGAUUAUGACUACGAUAUCACCUUGGAUCACAGUAGCUGCAAAGGGCUAAACAAUGCUAAGGAACGGUUCCUUUCUGAUCCUGGACAGAAUGACGCUGCAGAAGACGGUGUCAUAUCACUGAACUGCGAUGAAGCCUUCAGCAAGACGAUUCGUCAACAGUCUGUUGAAGAUUAUCCCCCAAACCCAUAUUCCUGUUUCCAAACGGAGACGCUGAGCAGCAUCAAUGAGCAAGAUUUCAUCCAGAAAGCCACCUCUGACGAUGGGAAUAACGUUGAAAAGGAUGAUGUCCUCGACUCACAAAAGCCAGGUUCAGAAGUCCAACGGGACGUUGAUGCAGAAAGCCCGGACGGCGUCGACAGCUCGUCUUCCGAACCUACAGAUAGUUUUGUGGAUUUUAUGAGAGAGUGCCUGAAAUCAAAGCAGGACAAUGAACCUGAAAACUUAUGUCAUGUUGUUCCCUCUAACAAUGAGCUCAGCAAAACCAUUUUACCUUCCUCCCAACCCUCUCCAAGCAUGGUGAUGGAUCUUGAACAAGAAAAACUUACAAUCAGUGCUCUCAAAGAGCUGGGCAGCAGUCAAGAUGAGGAAGACUUGAUGAACCUCCAGCCAAAAGCUUCAGACCAGAAUCAAGCUAAUCCUAGUGCUACAUCUAUGCAGUCAGUUCCUCAUCCUCCAUGCUCCCAAAGCAACCGUGUGUUCGACGCCACAUACUCCAAAGAGGUGGAAGCCAUUGAUGAAUGGGUGGCUGAAGCCUACCAUCUUGCUGAGCAUGUCUUGACAGCAAUACUAACUCACUUAUCAGUGAAGGACCUGAUACACUGGCGAGACCCCAAGAAGUCGGGCUUGGUGUUCGGCCUGUCCAUGCUCCUGCUGCUGUCGCUGGCAGCCUUCAGCGUCAUCAGCGUUGCCUCCUACCUGCUGCUCGCUCUGCUCUGCGUCACCAUCACCUUCCGCAUCUACAAGUCCGUCGUCCAGGCUGUGCAGAAGUCCAGCGAGGGACACCCUUUCAAAGCACUGAUAGAUAAGGAUGUCAGCAUCCCUCCUGAGACGUUCCGCAAGCACGUGGACGCCAGUCUGACCUACAUCAACCGAGCCCUGAAGCAGAUGAGCCGCCUAUUCCUGGUCGAGGACCUCGUGGACUCCUUAAAGCUGGCUGUGGUCAUGUGGCUGCUGACUUACGUCGGAGCUGUCUUCAAUGGAAUCACCCUUCUCAUCCUGGCUGACAUCCUGCUGUUUGCUGUGCCUCCCGUCUACGAGAAGAACAAGACUCAAAUUGAUCAAUACAUUGAUCUUGUACGUACUCAAGUCAACACCACAAUUGCAAAAUUACAGGAGAAACUGCCUGGAGCUGUGAAACGCAGUAAAACUGAAUGAUCCCGCCUCCACUUUACCAUCGUCCUCAUCUUCAUCACCAUCUUUUAACCCAGUUACCUCCCCCUCCCCACCCCGUCCUCCAGCCUAACUGUCCAGCUCCACCCACCAGCUCCACCCUAAGUACACUCAGCCCUGCUUGGUAGAGAAUCUCUGAGCUCUUGGAUGUUCAAUGUAAAACUACUUCGCAGCUUAACUGGCAGCAUUAGAAACGACCUGCACGGCAGGAGGAAGUGAUGUCACGCUGCCACCGCCCUCUGUGGGCGGGGCCACAGUAGAAGAGAGGCAGGGUUGUGUGAACUAGACCGAAUAGAUGACGUGGCUCCUUCACAUGCAGCGAGCGCAGGGUGCCUGAUGAUGAUGAUGAUGAUGAUGGUCAUCAGAAAGCAAACGUCCGUGCAGAAAUCAGUAAAAACGGUGAAAAGAUCCGAACUCCGAGCCAGCGUCAUCGUUCGCUCCGGUUCACCGUCUGCUGUUGACAUGCUUUUUAUGAUCUCGAUGUAAAUAAACCUGAAGAUGAUUACAGGCUCUCGGCUACGUCAAACACUAGCUUCGCUUUUUAUAUGGACGGAGACCCCCACCCCCACAGCCGCCCGACUCCUCCUCCACCCGUCAUGUUUGAGGCGUCGGCCUCACUUGUAUAUUUUGACUCUUCUUAUUUCUAACUGUUAUUGAUAUUAUCGAUAGGACGGCCGCUUUGACUCCCUUCUAGCUAAGUUAAGUGUUAAUGAACUUCAUCUUUUAAUUAGUCGGCCUCUGUAGACGUAACCUGCUAGGUUUUAAGUGGCACGCUGACCAGAACCCCAAAAUCUUAAAUCCCCAAAAAACCUUCCCGGGUCGGAAAUGAGCGUUAAAUGUGCAAAGUCUGUAUUAUAAUUUACCACAAAAAUCUUUAGAAAUAUAACAAGUUGAUGAACAUGAGACUAAAGCAGGUAAAUUAACUGAAAUAUGGAAAAAAAAAAUUUGAAUGAAUUAUUUAGGAUUUAAUUAUUUAUUUAUGCUUGGUUAAUUAAAAAAAAUGUUAGCAAUAUAAUAUUUAAUCAUUUAAAUUGUAGAUUUUAUUUCACACAAAAAAUGUACAAAUUUUAUUUCAUAUUUCCAUAUCCAUAUUUCAGUUAAUUAAGAGAUUAAUCCAGCUUUAUUAAAAUAUAAUCUAAAACUGAGUGUUCUUGCCUAUUUCAUCAUAAAAUUGUGGAUAUUGUUAUUUUGGCACAAUCUUUUUUUUUAAAAUGAAAAAGUUGAUAAAUAUGAGACCAAAGCAGGAUAAUUAACUGAAACAUUAAAUUCAAACAUUAAAUUUUAGGAAAUUUUCUGGGUUUAAUUAUUUGAUCCUGCUUUAUUUAAAAAUCUAAAAGUAAUUUUUUGUUGUAAUUGUUAGAAUUAUUUUUUUGGCACAUUUAAUUUGGAAGUGGAUAAACGGAUUAAAGCAGGUAAAUAAGCUAAAAUAUGGAAUUAAAUUAAAUUCAAGCUUUUCUCGGUUUAAUUAUUUAAUUUGCCAUGCUUAUAUUAUCUAAAUUAUUGUUUGCAGUUUUAUUAUUAAAAUUGUGGAUAUUAUAAUUUUGGCACAAAAAUUCUUAACUUUAAAGAUUAAUUAUUUUUAUUCCGUUUUUCAGUUAAUUUUCCUGAUUUAAUCUCAUGGAUAUUCUGAGCGUUUUGUCACAUUUUCGCUCUGCUAACGGGAGAGGACGUUUAGAGAUUUAGGAUUUGUUCAAAUAAAUAAAGAUAAAUGAAUUUGUGGCAUGUUGAAGAUGGAAUCGGUUGUCUGGAGCGAUUGUUGUAGAAAUCUCUGCUUUUUUUUGUCAUAGUGUAAGUUGGAAAGAGAUUCUCCCCGUUUCCCUCGGCUGUCUUGUAUCUCCACCCGACUUUAUUAAGCGUUUCCUCCUUGUGAUUGUUCCCGUGGUGUUUCUGGACGCUGCGUCUCCACGUCGUCUUUAAGGGAUGGAUUUAUGGAUAGAAACCGUCCCGACCUGAACGUGCAUCCUCAGCCUCUAAAGCUAAAACAAGCAACUUUCCGUCGGCCGUGAGCCGGUCCAGCGUCUGCAAGGCCGCCUCCAGAAACCGGACCUGUUCCUGGUUUAUUUAUUAGAAUGUGAAGAAGUUGCCUGCUGUAGCUUUAAAGGUUUUACUGAUUCAGCUCUUUUUACUUCCUUUCUGACUAGAACUAACAAACUUCUUGCCUUGUAAAUGCUUUGGUUGUAUUUAAUCCUUUAAUGCCACCAGAUUGAUGGAAAUUAGAUCUUCAAGGCCAACCAGAACCAGGGUUAGUUUAUUUUCAGCACAUUAUGAAGUUGGCUUCUCUGCAUGCUGAAUAUUUAUUCUCCACACGAGUCGAUGGGCUUCCCAGACCUGGAGGUGGUCGUGUCCGGAGUCAGUUCCCCACUUGGUUUAUUUCUUUAGAUUGUAAGAUGUGAAUAAAGACGUUCCCUCUCAGCAUGUUGGUGUUUCCUCAGUUCUGGGAGCGAGUUGCAGGAACGUGCCUCGGUUGCUGCUCCUCCAUUGUAAUCGGUAUGUCGACACCGUUCACUAACACCUCUGUUUUGUAUCGGCUGUUUGACUUUGGUUUGGAUUUUUCAAGCUUUUUGGGAAGAUGUUGGAGGAAAAAAAGAAAAUUGAAAAUAAGUAUGUGGUCUCUGUACUGAUGUCAAAGUGAAAUUAAUAAAAACAACUCAAAGGCG
Melanotaenia boesemani (Boeseman's rainbowfish) is the source of this 6255-nucleotide messenger RNA. It is a transcript of the gene rtn3, whose product is annotated as reticulon 3. The record is from RefSeq and is a predicted model, not a curated record. Lineage: Eukaryota; Metazoa; Chordata; Actinopteri; Atheriniformes; Melanotaeniidae. Gene Ontology annotation, biological process: neuron differentiation; endoplasmic reticulum tubular network formation; brain development. Bases 239 to 3583 code for a protein of 1114 amino acids. The transcript has 9 exons. Gene Ontology annotation, cellular component: neuron projection; postsynaptic density.